AUGGAUUCCGGAGCCCAAAGCUCGAAUUCUCCUCAAGCGUUAACCGACACCGCUAAUCCUACCCCCGUUGAGGAUGCCACCUCGACCCCAAGCAACGGCGAAGCGGCCACGGAUGACGAGGAGUCAGCCCUCAAGCUCCUAACCGAAAAUGUCCGAGAUCAAGACGAGCUCGAACGGGAUAUCACGUCUCAAGCCAGUCGCGCCUUGAUUGAAGCCGAGGACAGACGAGAUCAAAAGCGCAUUGAGAAGGCUGAGCUAUCCAAGUCCAGGUUGGAAGGCCAACGAAAACAGCAGCAGCAGAAACUCCGUGCCGCACGAGCGGAUCCGGCGGCGACACUACGAAUUCAGCGAGAAAUUGCUAGGAUUGAUGCAGAGAUCGAGAUUUGUGAAAAGGACGUUGCCGACUUUAAUGCCCGCAUCGAGCAACGGAACCAGCAAGAUGCAUUAGACAGUCAAGCCUCUGCGGCCGGUGGAAAACUGCCCGGUGAGAACCAGCGCGAGUAUCUCAUACGGACCGGAAAGAUCACUCCCUUCGCCUCGUUUGGUGGACCCCGGCCCGGCGGCGUUCAGGGGGAGCUCGCCGAUGCCAUAAUCGACGCUGAGGAUGAGGCUAUUGCGGAUGAACUUGAGGAGCAGGCUGGAGAAGGACCCCGCUCCCACCAAAAUCUUAGAUUGCCCGGUUUCAUUGAAGAUAAUGAGGGCCUUUCCAGCUCCGCCGUGGAAUCCGAGUUCUCCCUUCGUCCGCGCAAGAAACAAAAGAUACAGAAACCAUCUUCGGAGUCCGGCGAUGAGUUCAUGCCGGAUGGAUCUGCUUCAGAAGCAGCCAGCCCCGAAUCUUCUCCCUCCGAUGAUUUUGACAUGACAGACACCACCCCAAAACGGAAGCGAGGGAAGGCGGUCAGAGAAGCCGGGGAGAAGGUUGAUCUGAGCAACAUAGACGAUGGCAACGAAACCGUCUACCAGCGAAGACUGAAGGACUGGACCGAGCGACGAAGUCGGGCUCGGCUCCGCCGCCAAGAGACGAUGGGCCAACCGGUGAUCGGCGAGUUGGAUGGCGUAGAGGAAUGGCUCAAACCGUCGCCGGAUCAACCCGACCAUCAUUUUGAGAAUGGCCUGAAGCUUCCCGGCGACAUUUACCCUUCUCUCUUCGACUAUCAAAAGACCGGUGUACAAUGGCUGGCAGAGCUUUAUGCCCAGCAGGUCGGCGGCAUCGUUGGCGAUGAGAUGGGGCUGGGUAAAACAGGUCUGUCUUUCCUAAACGCACUUGCUACCGUUUCACCGGGAUGCGGAACUCACAAAUCCCUAGUGCAGCUGAUUUCUUUCAUCGCCGCCUUGCAUUACAGCAAAACGCUACAUAAGCCCGUCAUUGUGGUUGCCCCGGCCACCGUCUUACGCCAGUGGGUCAAUGAGUUUCAUCGCUGGUGGCCGCCACUCCGCGUCUCUAUUUUGCACUCAUCCGGAAGCGGCAUGUUCAAUGUUCGUGAUGAGGGUGAGAUCGAAGAUCACGUGGACGACUGGGAAGAGAAGAAACCCAGCAAGUCCAGCACAGCCGUGAAAAGGAUUGUUGACCGAGUGGUCAAACAGGGCCAUGUGCUGGUCACCACAUACGCCGGUCUUCAGACAUAUGGCGACGUCUUGAUCCCCGUAGACUGGGGUUACGCCGUCCUCGAUGAAGGCCACAAAAUCCGGAAUCCGAACACAGCCAUCACGAUUUACUGCAAAGAGCUCCGCACACAUAACCGCAUCAUCCUAUCUGGUACCCCGAUGCAGAACAAUCUGACUGAGCUGUGGUCUCUAUUUGAUUUCGUUUACCCCAUGCGUCUCGGUACCCUAGUCGCGUUCCGCAACCAGUUCGAGAUACCAAUCAGGCUCGGAGGCUAUGCCAAUGCCACGAACUUGCAGAUAAUGACUGCGCAGAAGUGCGCUGAGACGCUCAAGGAUGCGAUCAGCCCCUAUCUACUCCAGCGGUUGAAGGUCGAUGUCGCUGCUGACCUUCCCAAGAAGAGCGAGCAGGUGCUUUUCUGCAAGCUAUCAAAGCCGCAGCGGGAGGCAUACGAACUCUUCCUCAAGUCUGAAGACAUGGCGUCCAUCCUCAACCGUACGCGGCAGUCACUAUACGGAAUCGAUAUCCUUCGCAAGAUUUGCAAUCACCCUGAUUUACUGGACCCGAGGCUAAAGAACAAACCUAGCUAUGCGUGGGGCGAUGAAAGCAAAUCGGGCAAGAUGGCAGUAGUCAAGUCGCUCCUCCCGAUGUGGAAGCGCCUAGGGCACAAGACGCUGCUGUUCUGUCAGGGUGUCCAAAUGCUGGAUGUCAUAGAAGCAUUCAUUCAGCGACUCGACAAUAUCAAGUACAUUCGCAUGGACGGCAAAACACCGGUCAAGCAACGUCAGACGCUCGUCGACCAGUUCAACACUGACCCGGAGCUCGAUGUGUUUCUGCUAACAACAAAGGUCGGCGGACUGGGUGUGAACCUUACGGGAGCCAACCGCGUCAUUAUUUUCGACCCCGACUGGAACCCUUCUACGGAUGUCCAGGCGAGAGAGCGGGCUUGGAGGCUGGGCCAGAAAAGGGAGCAAACAACAUUCAACCUCAACGACCUGCACGAUCUUUUCAGUCUCAGCUCCUAUGAGCACGAUCGUAAGAUGCUCCAGCAGGAGGCCAACCGAAUAGCCGCACAGGCGGCCCUCGGUCUCCGUUGGGCAGGCGAGCAAGCCCGGAACGUGCCCAUCGGCACCGUGACGUGGACUGGCGAGGUUGGUGAGGCCGGCCGGCCUACCAACGUCCGGCGUGGGCGCGGGGGGCCGGGCUCGUCUAGUAUAUUGGCUGGCGUUGCCAACCGCCAGGGCUUCGGCUCUAGUAGCCCCGGCAACUCGAGGCCGGGUACGCCCGGCGCAGUGGACCAAAAUCUCAGAGCGAAGGAUUUUGAGAAAAUGAUACCGGAUUUUAUCAGGCGGCACAAUGGUCAGGCGCCGUCAAAGCUGUUGGUGGACCAUUUCAACCGGUUCUGCAGCGGCUCUCGGCAGGCAGACGCGUUCAAAGCAGCGCUGAGCAAGGUGGCCAAGAUGGAGAAACGCGGGUCGAGCAUGCGGGCGAUUUGGACGCUCAAGCCGGAAUAUCAGUAA
This is a messenger RNA of Chaetomium globosum CBS 148.51, 3123 nucleotides long. RefSeq lists its product as uncharacterized. Bases 1 to 3123 code for a protein of 1040 amino acids. The transcript has 3 exons. Gene Ontology annotation, biological process: transcription-coupled nucleotide-excision repair. Gene Ontology annotation, cellular component: nucleus. The record is from RefSeq and is a predicted model, not a curated record. Gene Ontology annotation, molecular function: ATP-dependent chromatin remodeler activity; ATP binding. NCBI's taxonomy places the organism in Eukaryota, Fungi, Ascomycota, Sordariomycetes, Sordariales, Chaetomiaceae.